Molecule: messenger RNA, 1026 nt
Organism: Nicotiana tabacum (common tobacco)
Lineage: Eukaryota; Viridiplantae; Streptophyta; Magnoliopsida; Solanales; Solanaceae
Source: RefSeq, a predicted model, not a curated record
AUGUAUAAACAGAGAGAGUUAAAGGAAUAUAUAAGGUCAAAAAAUAUCAAAAUACUGGGCCUGUUGGAAACCAGAGUUAAGCAACAUAGAUGUCCAGAAAUAGCUAAGACUAUUACUCCCAAUUGGGGUAUUAUUAAUAACUACUCCUCUGCUGUCAAUGGAAGAAUAUGGCUUAUGUGGGAUCAAGGAGAUUACAAUAUAACUGCACUAAAAGUGGAAGCUCAAUUAGUACAUUGUGAAGUUAGAGAUUUCUCUUCUAACUUUCAAUGUGUUCUGACUAUUGUCUAUGGAUUCAAUAUUGUGGAGGAAAGGAGAUCUCUAUGGAACACUCUUAAAAACAUCUCGUGUAAUACUAACUGCCCAUGGCUAGUGUGUGGGAACUUUAAUGCAAUAUUAUCGACUACUGAUAGAAAGAGCUGCCAUCCUGUGAGUUUUAGUGAAGUAAAGGAUUUUUCAAACUGUAUCACUGCCAUUCUACUAAAUAAAUUACAAUGGAAAGGUGAAUAUUUCACAUGGUCAAAUAAGCAACAAGGAUCAGAGAGAGUUAGUAGCAAAAUUGAUAGAGCAUUUGGUAAUUAUGACUGGAUGAUGUUGUGGGGCCAUAUUAUCUUAGAAUAUGACCUCCGUAACAUUUCAAACCAUGCCCCAAUAUUUUUGACAUUGCAGAGUGUGAACCAUAACAUCAGAGAUCCAUUCAGAUUCUUCAACAUAUGGAGUGAGCAUCCACAAUUCUUGGAGCUAAUUGAUGUCCACCGGAAGAAGCAGCUUGAUAGAGAUCCUAUGCAGAAUGUAUGGAACAAACUAAAGGCAUUGAGGCCAGUCUUUAGACAGCUGAAUCAAAAAGAGUUUAAAACAACAUCAGUGAAGAUUGAGAAGGCAAGAGAAGAACUACAAUGUAUUCAAGCUGCAAUAGUAGCCAGAUAUGAUAGCAGUCUUGUGAUUAAAGAAAAAGAAGCUUUGAUAAAUCUUGAGAAAUGGAACCUGCUUGAGGAGAGUAUUAUAAGGCAAAAGUCUAGAGCCAAAUAG